Panonychus citri (citrus red mite) is the source of this 3409-nucleotide messenger RNA. RefSeq lists its product as uncharacterized. The coding region runs from base 287 to 2590 and encodes 767 amino acids. The record is from RefSeq and is a predicted model, not a curated record. Lineage: Eukaryota; Metazoa; Arthropoda; Arachnida; Trombidiformes; Tetranychidae. The transcript has 9 exons.
UUCAUCAGAUUUCACUCUUGAUCAUCUUUCUGCCUCAGGCUAUUAAUCUUCAUAAUCAUUAUUAUCUAUGUUCUUCUCUAUCAGUUUAUCUUCAUCAUCUCUUACGGUUUAUCUUCAUCAAAUAAAUCAUAUUUAUCUUUGAUAUUGUUUUUAAUCAUUGUGAGUUCGUUUCCAUUUUAUAUAACUGUAAUUGUAAACAAUUAGAGCCUCGUUUGAUUUGUUUUUUUUUGUUCUCUACAAGAAAAUCACAACUAUUAAAAGUUAAUAAUUUUUUUUUUACCGCAAAAUGAUUACAAUUAAUGAGUUAAUUGUUUGUAAACAUCGUCGAAGGUUAUUUUCAUUGUCACAUUUUUCCGGCCUCUUGUGUUUAAUUAGUUUAUUUCAAUUAACAUCAGCCAAUAUAACGUGGGCUUAUAUUGACUCAUCGUCCUCGGGGUCAGUUCGACCUCCAUUAAGUGGACUUAACAUUAGUAGUAAUUUAAAUGACUCUGUGAACAUUGCGACAACAGAAUCGGACUCAUUUACUGUUCAUAAUAAUCACAAUACACCGUCGACUAGUAAUACAAUUGUCAUCAAUGGCGGUGUAAUAACAGGUACAUCUUCAUCACCUUUAACAUUAUCAACAUCAGCUUCAUCUAAUAGUGCAUUUGAUGAACUACCAGCAAUUAACACAACUGAUGCACUUUUAGCUUUUCUUUAUCCGGCUGAUUUAAGUUCAUCAUCGGAAACUUUGUCCCAUGAUAGUUCAGAGCCUCUUUCAUAUGCAUCUGUCCCUUCAUCAUUAAAUCCCGAGGUAGAAUCACUCCCGCCUUUAUCAGCAUCUUCCAAUUUUUCAUCAAAAGUUCCUGUAUCAAUGUUUAAUCAUUCAACGACGACAACAACGACAACGAUAACACCAUCUAAUUACUCACCAUCCUCAACACUAAUACCUCCAUCAUCUUCAGCACCAAAUUCAACACAAUUUACAUCAGCAACUUCAUCUUCAUCAACAUCGACAACAACUGAUUCAAUCCAGGCAGCAGCAAGUGAACAUCGUCUCCGAUGGAUUGAUUAUCGUAAUCGUCCUGCAUACCCACCUCGAGUUCCCCCGGUACCAGGAAUCCCAAGUGGAUUUCGUAAUCCCGUUACACCUACUUACCUUUCACCUUCCGGUGCAUCGAUACCUCAAUCACCACUAUAUCAUAGUCCACCUUUUGGCGGAAGUUCAACUAAUCCAGUUGGAUUUACUGGAUCUGCUCCUGCCUCUGGUGCUUCAUCAGGUCCAAGCUUUUUAUCGUCCAGUAGUAAUGGUUUAUCACGAAAACCAAAUCUCAACCUAACUCGAGUUGAACAUAUAUCAGCUGAAUGCUCCGAUGAUUAUAUGAAAGUCGUUACUGUUUUCAAUGGCACCUUCACUGGUUUGGUCUACAGUGCGGGUUAUGUUCACGAUACCAAUUGUAUUUACGUUAACGGAACCGGUCGAAAUCGUUACGAUUUCUUCAUUCGUCUCAAUCAAUGUGGAACCUUAGGAAGACAGGAGAUGUACCACCCAAAACGACCUGGAGAAUUAAGAAGACGAGAUCAGGUCAUGUGGAACACUUUAUCCAUCCAGUACAAUCCAUUGAUCGAAGAGGAAUUCGAUGAACAUUAUCGGGUUACCUGUGAAUAUGGAAGCGACUUUUGGAAAACUGUUACUUUCCCGUCCAUUGGUGUUGAAUCAUUCGAAUUUUCGGCCUCCGACAGGGUCAACACAGGAAGUCCAGUUGUAUUCACCAUCAACCCGCCCCAGUGCCAAAUGGAAAUUCGAAGAGGAUUUAGUAUUGCCGGACCUCGAACUUCGGGACCAGUUACCGUUGGCGAUCCAUUGACAUUGUUGAUCCACAUGAAAAGUGAAAAGGCUGGAUUUGAUAUUCUCGUGAAAAACUGUAUCGCUCACAAUGGUGCUAAUCAGAGGCUUCAAUUGAUUGAUACCAAUGGUUGUGUUACUAAUGAAAAGUUAAUCAGUCCUUUCCGUGGUACUUAUAAUACUGAUGAUGGACAUCAAGUGACCUUAUAUGCUUACCUAAAGGCUUUCCGAUUCACCGGAAGUCCAGCCUUGUAUCUUGAAUGUGAUAUUCACAUGUGUCACAAUAAAUGUCCACCACAAAGAUGUUAUUGGAGAAAUUUAUCCAAACGUGAUUUAACUUCAAUCUCCAUGAAAAAAUCAGCAACAAGUGAAAAUAAUCCAUUAAUCUCAGAGAGCAUUAGUUUAUUUCAAGCUCUUGAAGUUCGUCAUGAUGAUGAGCCACAAGAUACUGUUUCCAGGGAGGCGAGAAAUCUUGGAUCACUUGAGGAAUUGGAAGAUGGAGUUUGCUUCAGAAUUCAGAGAAUCGCCAUUUUCUUGGUCACUUUGACUGUCAUGUUUGUCACCACCAUUUUGAUAUCAGUUUGCAGUUGCCUUAAAUUGCGACAAUUAAGGAAGGAGACUCGAUGUAUUUACAAUCCAAUUAGUCCUUAUAAAUCAAGUAAAAGCAGUUGUUCAAAUUCAGUGGCAACCAAUUCAAUCUCACAUUCAACAGCAUCCUCAUCAUCUUCAUCUUCAUCAUACAAACCACAUUCAACUAGAUAUUGAUUGUGAAAUCAUUUUAUUGACAAAUCAACACAAUCAACACCUUAAUUGUUGCUAAAUGGCUCACUAGCUCAUCUUAAUUGGUUUUCUGUCCGUUGUUUUUUUUAUAACGUAACCAAUUUCUCAAGACUUUAACAAUUUAAGGCGUUGAUUAGGUUUUAAAAAUUGCUCAUCAAAUGUUUUAUGUGAUCAAUUAUGAUUAAGUUAAUCACAUUUCUUACCUUUUAUACUCUCUUGAUUAUUUAUUUGCUUCUCAUUCCUCGUUUUUUUUUGUAUUGCCAAAAUUAUCAAUCAUAAUUAAUUAAUCAUUCUUUGUACUUCUCCUAAUUAGUUUCUCUCUUUUUCUUACUUGACAAUCAGUUUAUCCAAAAUCCAACAUUUUCAUGCUUAAUUUAAACUAUAAUCAAGUAGGAAAGUCUUAGGUAACUGUUGACAACAAUUUGUCGAUGAAAAAUUAAUGGACAUAUGAUUGUUGAUCAAAGUGAGUAACUAAUCAGGAGGAAAGCAUUGGCCUCGAAGGGAAGAAUUAAUUGUCCAAUUGUGAUAAUCAAUUUGUUCCCUUUUUCGGUCAUUGGACUUCAUUUGUAUUCUAAUCCAUCCCUAUUUAAUUGCUCUCCGGGUUUUCUUCAGGUAAUGGAUUCCUAAUCUUCCUUUGUUUUUGUAAACCAAUAUACUCUAGUACUCUAAUGUUCACCAUCUCGACCAAGUGUAUUUUGAACACUUCGACUGCUAAACUGUAAACUUUUUACCUUCUAUCACCAUCUAUACUCUGAUGUAAUUAAAUAAACGAUCGACCAAAACAUCGAUGAUACCACUUUUUAA